AUGGAUAAUAACAAUGUUUGGUUGUUUUAUCCAAAUCUAAUUGGAUAUGGUCGGAUUGUAUUGGCAAUUGUGUCAAUGUAUUACAUGUCAACUGCUCCAUUCACUGCAAUUGUCUGUUAUGCACUUUCUGCCGGUCUUGAUGCUUUUGAUGGUUGGGCAGCUCGAACUUAUAAUCAAUCAAGUCGAUUCGGAGCAAUGCUCGAUCAAUUGACUGAUCGAUGCGCAUUAUUGUCAAUUGUUAUGGCAUUGUGUAAAUUCUACCCAAAUUGGCUCUUCUUUUUACAACUUUCUGCUGUUAUCGAUAUUGCUUCCCAUUGGUUGCAUUUACAUGCAACUGAUUUGUCUGGUGCAAAUUCUCACAAACAAAGCUCCAAUCCAAUUCUCCAUCUUUAUUAUACUAAUCGUACUUUCCUUGGAUUAAUGUGUGGUGGAAAUGAGGCAUUCUACAUCUUCCUUUACAUCCGCGCUUUCUGGCCAGGUUAGUUCCAAGUUUAAAUCGGAUAGUUUUUCAAAAUGUUCAUUUUUUUAGGACCGUCGAUUCUCGGAGCUCAUUUCAUGUCAAUUCUUGCCUUUUUUGCUUUCUUCGUUGCUUUCAUAAAAACUGCCAUCAGCAUUGUUCAUCUUUUUACUGCUGCCGAAAUGGUUGUUGCACAUGAUAUCAGACUUCGCCAAGAAAGGAAUGAAUGA
This is a messenger RNA of Caenorhabditis angaria, 687 nucleotides long. The record is from the annotation of a GenBank genome assembly. Lineage: Eukaryota; Metazoa; Nematoda; Chromadorea; Rhabditida; Rhabditidae.